GUUUCCCCCAAUCUUUUCCUUCUCUCUUGUGCUAUUGAGAACGUUGGGAUCUCAGGCUUCUCCUCUUUCUGAGCCGUCGCUUCUGCAUAAACAACUUAAUUAGCUCUCAGGACCGGACUGUGUGUACGGACAUGGAAGGAAGAGGCGGAGGAGCAGGAGCAGGAGCGCCGUACAGCCCACGUACUGUGGAUGAGGUUUUCAGAGACUUCAAGGGCCGCCGAGCCGGCAUGAUCAAAGCUCUUUCCACUGAUGUUGAAGAUUUUUACGAGCAAUGCGAUCCUGAGAAGGAAAACCUUUGUUUGUAUGGAUUCCCAAAUGAAGAAUGGGAAGUUAAUCUACCUGCUGAGGAAGUUCCUCCUGAACUUCCGGAACCUGCUUUGGGCAUCAACUUUGCCAGAGACGGGAUGCAAGAAAAGGAUUUUUUAUCUCUGGUAGCUGUUCACAGCGAUGCAUGGCUACUUUCAGUGGCUUUCUAUUUUGGUGCCAGAUUCGGUUUUGAUAAGGCUGACAGGAAACGUCUCUUCACUCUGAUGAAUGAUCUACCAACAAUAUUUGAGGUUGUGACGGGCAGUGCAAAGAAACAAUCAAAGGAGAAGUCAUCAGUUACAACAAAUCAAAGCAUCCAUAGGCCUAAGUCAAGCUCUAAAGGGCGAGGCUCUGAUUCAAGCAAACAGUCGAAAGUGAUGCCAAAGGAUGAAGACGAGGGAAUGGAUGAGGAAGAUGAUGAUGACCACAGCGAUACUCUGUGUGGUGCAUGCGGGGAGAACUAUGCUUCCGAUGAAUUCUGGAUUUGUUGCGACAUAUGUGAGAAGUGGUUUCAUGGAAAGUGUGUGAAGAUCACUCCUGCCAGAGCUGAGCACAUCAAGCACUACAAGUGCCCCUCGUGCAGCAACAAGAGAGUGCGGCCUUGAUCGUAGUACAAGGUGUAAUUAUGUCGAGUUGGAUAGAGCUAACUAUUUAGUUAAGUUUUCUGCUCAUGAGCCAUGGUGACAUAGCCUUUCCACUUAGUACUUUGUUCUUGGUGAUCUUGCUGUUUGGAUGAUAUUAAUGUUUCCUAAUGUGAACUUGCGCUUUAUGAUUUGACUUUUUCAUACAUUUAUUCUGUCAACUGUGGAAGCCCCUAAAUUAUUCUGUCUAAUUUCGACA
Prunus mume (Japanese apricot) is the source of this 1146-nucleotide messenger RNA. NCBI's taxonomy places the organism in Eukaryota, Viridiplantae, Streptophyta, Magnoliopsida, Rosales, Rosaceae. The record is from RefSeq and is a predicted model, not a curated record.